Molecule: messenger RNA, 873 nt
Organism: Miscanthus lutarioriparius
Lineage: Eukaryota; Viridiplantae; Streptophyta; Magnoliopsida; Poales; Poaceae
Source: the annotation of a GenBank genome assembly
AUGGGGAAGGCUAGGGCUCAUCAGCUCCUAGCCUCCCUAGCGGCUAUCUACCUCAUCCUAGCCGUCACCCAGCAUGUCAAUGUCACCGGCAUCCUGACCGAUGACCUCGAGAUAAUGUGGGGCAACGCAAAGUUCGUCACUGACAGCAGCGGCCAACAGGCCAUCGCGCUGGCUCUUGAUCGCUCAACUAGCUCUGCGUUCCGCUCCAAGAAGACAUGCCAGUUUUGCAGGGUAGACAUAGAGAUCAAGCUCGUCCCUGGAAACUCGGCCGGCACCGUGACCACAUUCUAUAUGAUAACCGAGAACCCGUGGCAGUUCCAUGAUGAAAUCGACAUCGAGUUUCUGGGCAACAGCAGUGGCCAGCCCUACACCAUGCACACUAACAUGUAUGCCAGAGGACAGGGUAGCAGAGAGAAGCAGUACAAGUUUGAUUUUGAUCCCACUCAAGAUUACCACAAGUACACCAUCAUCUGGAACAAAGAUUGGAUCCUAUUCCUUGUGGAUGACAAGCUAUACCGGCAGAUCAAGAACAACCAGAUAUACGGUGCCCCAUACCCGUACUACUAUCCAAUGAGGGUGUAUGCCACCAUCUGGAACGCCGAUGAGUGGGCAACACAGGGCGGCAGCGUCAAGACUGACUGGUCGCAGGCGCCAUUCACCGCAUACUUCCGGAACUACAGGGCCAUUUCAUGCGACCUAUACCAGGCCUCCCCUCUGUGUCUCCCAGGCUCCGGUUGGUUCGACCAGCAGCUGGAUGAGUCACGGAAACAGCAACUGGCACAGGUGGACUCUAGUAACAAGAUAUAUGAUUACUGCACAGACUCCAAGAGGUACAAAAAUGGGGGCCCUAAGGAGUGCGGGGUAACUAGCUAG